Molecule: messenger RNA, 723 nt
Organism: Saprolegnia parasitica CBS 223.65
Lineage: Eukaryota; Oomycota; Saprolegniomycetes; Saprolegniales; Saprolegniaceae
Exons: 1
Coding region: 12-656 (214 amino acids)
Biological process (GO): L-cysteine catabolic process
Molecular function (GO): ferrous iron binding; cysteine dioxygenase activity
Source: RefSeq, a predicted model, not a curated record
GAGUUGCCAAGAUGAAGGAGGCUGCGCAGAUCGCCGCGUCAUCCGAGCCGCAGUCCAACCAAAAGGACGAGAGCGCGGUCAAGGGCUCGAGCCUGCGCGACCUCGUCGCUGCCAUCGAGCGCGAGGUGCAGUUCCUCGAUGGCACGAUCCCGCUCGCGCAAAAGGCCAAGCUGCAGGAGGCGCUCGCGGCCUACAGCGGCGACAUGGACGAGCUCGGACGCUACGUGCACUUUGACCCGUCGCGCAACUACACGCGCAACCUGAUUGCAACCGACAACACAACGUACGCGCUCAUCCUCCUCUGCUGGAACCGCGGCAAGUACAGCCCGAUCCACGACCACCCGUCCGACGGCUGCUGGGUCCGCCACAUCCAGGGCACGGUGCACGAGGUCCGGUACUGGAACGACGGCGUGACGCUGGCCGAGGCGUCGAGCGUCAUGGUCACGCACGGUGUGACGUACAUGGACGACUCGCUCGGCCUCCACAAGGUCGGCAACCCGAGCGACGAGGUCGACGCGAUCACGCUGCACCUCUACGCGCCGCCGUACGAAAAGUGCCGGCUCUACUUUGACCCGGAAGACGCCAAUAAGAACUCGGUGGCGUUUGCCACCUUCUACUCCGAGUACGGCGACAUGACGCAGGGCGGCGAUUAUUAACAAGUCCUAUAAGAUAACACUGCGUUCUAGUCCAGCACACUCGACCUGCUUGGCGACUACGAAUACA